This is a messenger RNA of Solanum tuberosum (potato), 747 nucleotides long. RefSeq lists its product as uncharacterized. The record is from RefSeq and is a predicted model, not a curated record. The transcript is spliced from 4 exons. The coding region runs from base 1 to 747 and encodes 248 amino acids. NCBI's taxonomy places the organism in Eukaryota, Viridiplantae, Streptophyta, Magnoliopsida, Solanales, Solanaceae.
AUGGCCACCACGCAGUCCGGACCACCAGCUGCUCCGACCAGCGACCAGCAGCAGCCUCACGCAGCUCCAGCCGGCGAGGACAGCCACCAGCAGCUCCAGCCAGUGACAGCAACACCAGCGAACUCCGGUGACAGCAGCAGCUCCAGCCGGACAGAAACAGCAGCAGGCUCCACCGGCGUCCAGCAGCACCUCCGACCGGCGAGAGCUCCUCAGCGAGCAGCCGUGAAAGCCACCAGCAACAGCAGCAACCAGACGACGCCACCAGCACCUCCGCCCCUCUCUUCUCCGGCGAAGCUCAAAGGCUGUGGAAGACGGAUCUUCACAGAUCCGUCUGGUUAUUGUAAAUCGAUCCCUCCUCCCCUAAUUAUUGUCCUAAGCAGAUUUUCUACAUAUUAUAUCUUUGGACCACCAGCUGCUCCGACCAGCGACCAGCAGCAGCCUCACGCAGCUCCAGCCGGCGAGGACAGCCACCAGCAGCUCCAGCCAGUGACAACAACACCAGCGAGCUCCGGUGACAGCAGCAGCUCCAGCCGGACAGAAACAGCAGCAGGCUCCACCGGCGUCCAGCAGCACCUCCGACCGGCGAGAGCUCCUCAGCGAGCAGCCGUGAAAGCCACCAGCAACAGCAGCAACCAGACGACGCCACCAGCACCUCCGCCCCUCUCUUCUCCGGCGAAGCUCAAAGGCUGUGGAAGACGGAUCUUCACAGAUCCGUCUGGGUUUGUUCUCCUAAAUUCGAUUAUAUGA